AUGAACAAACCUUUACGAACCCAACACCCACUCUUUAAAAUUGCAAAUAAUGCAUUAGUAGAUCUUCCAGCUCCAAUUAACAUUUCAGCCUGAUGAAACUUCGGGUCUUUAUUAGGCCUAUGUUUAAUUAUUCAAAUUCUAACAGGAUUAUUUUUAGCUAUACACUAUACAGCAGACAUCAACUUAGCAUUCAAUAGAGUAAAUCACAUCUGUCGUGAUGUAAACUACGGAUGAUUACUUCGAACUCUUCAUGCUAAUGGUGCAUCAUUUUUCUUUAUUUGCAUCUAUUUACACGUUGGACGUGGAAUUUACUACGGAUCUUACUUAUUUACCCCUACCUGAUUAGUAGGAGUACUAAUCCUAUUCUUAGUAAUAGCAACAGCAUUUAUAGGAUAUGUCCUACCCUGAGGUCAAAUAUCCUUCUGAGGAGCCACAGUUAUUACUAAUUUAUUAUCAGCUAUCCCUUAUCUAGGAAUUGACUUAGUUCAAUGAGUAUGAGGAGGAUUUGCAGUAGAUAAUGCCACACUUACUCGAUUCUUCACAUUCCACUUCAUUUUACCAUUUAUUGUAUUAGCAAUAACUUUAAUCCACCUACUUUUUCUUCACCAAACCGGCUCUAAUAACCCAAUUGGCCUAAAUUCUAAUAUUGACAAAAUCCCCUUUCAUCCCUACUUCUCUUACAAGGACAUUGUAGGAUUUGUUAUUAUAAUCGCAGCACUAAUCCUGCUAACGCUAAUUAAUCCAUACUUACUAGGAGACCCAGAUAAUUUUAUCCCCGCCAACCCUCUGGUUACCCCAGUACACAUUCAACCAGAGUGAUACUUCUUAUUCGCUUAUGCAAUUCUACGAUCUAUUCCUAAUAAACUUGGAGGGGUAAUUGCACUAGUUCUGUCAAUUGCUAUUCUAGCAAUUCUCCCUUUCUACCACUUAAGAAAAUUCCGAGGUAUUCAAUUCUAUCCCAUCAAUAAAAUUUUAUUUUGAACUAUAGUUGUAACUGUAAUUUUAUUAACAUGAAUUGGAGCACGACCUGUAGAAGAACCUUAUGUAUUAGUAGGUCAAAUCUUAACUGUAAUCUACUUCUUAUAUUAUAUUAUCAACCCCUUAGUAAAUAAAUGAUGAGACAACUUAAUUAAUU
Bactrocera tryoni is the source of this 1135-nucleotide messenger RNA. The record is from the annotation of a RefSeq genome assembly. NCBI's taxonomy places the organism in Eukaryota, Metazoa, Arthropoda, Insecta, Diptera, Tephritidae.